Molecule: messenger RNA, 1963 nt
Organism: Nerophis lumbriciformis (worm pipefish)
Lineage: Eukaryota; Metazoa; Chordata; Actinopteri; Syngnathiformes; Syngnathidae
Gene: naprt
Product: nicotinate phosphoribosyltransferase
Biological process (GO): NAD+ biosynthetic process via the salvage pathway
Cellular component (GO): cytosol
Molecular function (GO): nicotinate phosphoribosyltransferase activity
Source: RefSeq, a predicted model, not a curated record
AGUGUUCCAGUGAACUUCAAGUCCCAGAACCCUCGGCUUCUUCGGACCUGACUGGCUGGCUGGCUGGACUCGAGAGCAAUGGCAGCUCCUCGCGGGGACACGCGUGCGGUCGGCGAGAGAUCAAUACCGGGGGGUGUGAGGAUGGAGAGGUCGAUACUGGACCGGGUUCCGUCGCUGCUGACCGACCUGUACCAGUUCACCAUGGCCUACGCGUACUGGCGGGCCGGGCGUCACCAGGACUGUGCGGCGUUCGAGUUGUUCUUCAGGCAAAAUCCGUUUGGUGGCGGCUUCGCUCUGUUCGCGGGACUCAGCGACUGUCUCAACUACAUCAAGACUUUCCACUUCACGGACGAAGACGUGGACUUCCUGCGUUCCGUCUUGCCGCCAGCCACCGACGCGGCCUUCUUCCAGUACCUGCGAGGUCUGGACUGUUCUGGCGUCACGCUGCGCGCCGUCCCAGAGGGCACGGUGGUCUUUGCCCGGGUAAGGGGAUCAGGGUUGUGGGCCCGUGGAGGCUUGAAGGGUCAGAACUGUGUUGUUUGCAAUGUGUUGCAGGAGCCUCUGAUGGAAGUUGCCGGUCCGCUGGUUGUUGUUCAGUUGUUGGAGACCAGUCUGCUUUGUCUGGUCAACUACGCCAGUUUAGUUUGCAGUAACGCUGCCCGCUUCCGCCUGGCAUCUGGCCACAAGAGGAAACUUCUGGAGAUGGGUCUCAGAAGGGCUCAGGGGCCGGAUGGAGGGCUGACUGCGUCCAGAUACUCGUAUAUUGGAGGCUUUGAUAUGACCAGUAAUGUUCAGGCUGGUUUGCUGUUUGGGGUCCCAGUUUCAGGGACUAUGGCUCACUCGUACGUCACCUCUUUUACGUCUUUGGAGGAGGCUCUGCCCAAAACUCUCGUCGCUGUGAACGGGAACCGUGACGCGGUAGAUUUAAUCUCGCUCACCAAGAGUUGGCUGGGUCGAGUGUGUAAGCUUCUGGGGGCGGACCCGGAGAAGAUUCAUGAUGGGGAGUUGGCGGCAUUCCUGUCGUACGCCAUCGCCUACCCCAAGAAUUUCCUGCCAGUGAUUGAUAGCUACAGUGUCACCUGCAGUGGUCUGUUGAACUUCUGUGCCGUGGCGUUGGCGCUGUGUGAACUGGGCUACAGACCGCUGGGGGUUCGAUUGGACAGCGGGGAUCUCUGCAAGCAAUCGCUGGACGUCCGAAGUGUCCUGAGACUCUGCAGUGAGCACUUCUCCAUCUCGGCCUUCGACUCGCUGACCAUUGUUGGGAGCAACAACAUCUCAGAGCAAACCAUGGUGGAACUCAACACCAAGGAGAACGAAAUCGACGUGGUCGGUGUUGGAACGCAUCUGGUCACCUGCACCAAACAGCCCUCGCUGGGUUGUGUGUACAAGCUCGUGGAGGUACAAGGCAAGCCAAGGAUGAAGAUCAGCGAGGAUCCGGAGAAGAGCACGGUCCCAGGACGGAAAGCCGUCUACAGGCUGAUUGACGCUGACGGAUAUCCUUUUCUGGACCUGCUGUGUCUGGCACUGGAGUCUCCGCCCGAGGCUGGCCGUCCUGUGAGCUGCCAUCCUCUGGGCACCUGUGACACGCCGCUCACCGUCACGCCAGCUGAGGUCACCUGUCUUCGCCAGGAAAUGUUUACAAAAGGACAGGUGACACAACCUCUGAGCAGCGCCGCACAAUCCAAAGAACAAGUCCAGCAGUCACUGCAGAAGUUGCACCCUCGACAUAAGCGGCUGCAAGAGCCCGACUCUUACACAGUGGCGCUAUCGGAGAAGCUUCACAUGCUGGCUAGGGAUCUCAGGAGAGGAAUCACAAAUAAGAACAAUGUUGUUUCGCCCAACUAAAAAAUGUUUUUAUUUUUAUUUUCUUGUUUGUUGAUGUUGCAUUGUCAACAUAAAUAUAACUUGAAUAACACUCAAAUGUAUUUUUUUUUAACCACAAUAAAUACAUUUUUUUCAGUCA